Molecule: messenger RNA, 1019 nt
Organism: Lathyrus oleraceus (garden pea)
Lineage: Eukaryota; Viridiplantae; Streptophyta; Magnoliopsida; Fabales; Fabaceae
Product: organ-specific protein S2-like
Exons: 2
Coding region: 41-898 (285 amino acids)
Source: RefSeq, a predicted model, not a curated record
CAAAAAACUAAAAUCAUACACUUUAGUUUUAUUCCCAAAGAUGAUGAGACUGAGACCUGCUUUUGCUUUAUUGCCUCUCUUUCUUCUCUUGAUUAUAACAAUAGUAGAAUCAAGAAAAGAUCUAGGAAAAUACUGGAAGCUGGUAAUGAAAGACCAAGACGUGUCAGAGGAAAUUCAAGGUCUCCUUGACGCAAACAUUAAAAAGAAUUUCAAGACUCUGAGGCAGUCUUUUGAUGCCAAGGAAAAUAAAGUUGUAAAAGAUUUCGAACCAAGACCGAAUGUUUCGGUUUACGGAGAAAAUGACAUUGAUUUUAUGAAAAAUAAGGCAGCCAUCGAAGAAUUUGAACCAAAACCAAAUGUGUCAGUUUAUGGAAACAACAACAUUGAUGUUGAAGAAAACAAUAAAGGCAUCGAGGAUUUUGAACCAAGACCAAAUGUUUCUACUUAUGGGAACAAUGACAUAGACAAUAAGAAAAAGGAUAAAGAGGUAGAAGAUUUUGAACCAAGACCAAAUAUUUCUGCUUAUGGGAACAAUGACAUAGACAAUAAGAAAAAGGAUAAAGAGGUAGAAGAUUUUGAACCAAGACCGAAUAUUUCUGCUUAUGGGAACAAUGACAUAGACAAUAAGGAAAAGGAGAAAGCGGUAGAAGAUUUUGAACCAAGACCAAAUGUUUCUGCUUAUGGGAACAACGACAUAAACAGUAGGGAAAAUGAGAAAGUUGUAGAAGAUUUUGAACCAAUACCAAAUGUAUCUGCUUAUGGAAACAAUGACAUAUACAAUAAGGAAAAGAAGAAAGUUGUGGAAGAUUUUGAACCAAGGCCAAAUGUUUCAGCUUAUGGAAACAAUGAAAUUGGUGCUGAAUUCACAGAGGAUUUUGAGCCAAGACCAAGUGUCUAAAAAUAUAAUGCAUAAAUGUAGUAGAAUGCAACUUCAAUCUAUGGUGGAGUAUAUUUAAAUAAGGUGUUAAGCUUUUUGAAUGAUUGUUCUAUUUUUAUGAGGUAAGAAAUUGCUAGUGGAA